Messenger RNA from Clupea harengus (Atlantic herring), 2616 nucleotides. It is a transcript of the gene aebp2, whose product is annotated as AE binding protein 2. The record is from RefSeq and is a predicted model, not a curated record. Gene Ontology annotation, cellular component: ESC/E(Z) complex. Lineage: Eukaryota; Metazoa; Chordata; Actinopteri; Clupeiformes; Clupeidae. Gene Ontology annotation, biological process: regulation of transcription by RNA polymerase II.
GUCCCUGUUCAACCUCUCGUGCUGCAUCUCUCGAAGCUGGUUGGGGAACGAGAGCGCACGUAGAGACAAUCGUUCUGGCUUAACUUCGUGGGGGUACAAAUCGAAAAGCUUUUAACGAUUAAAAAUGGCUACCACUUCCACCGACGGAACAGAUCAGGAAUCCUCUACUCCUAGCGAUCAAAACCCAACACUGGAAACUGAGAAAAGCGAAGAGAAAGCAGAGGGCCUUGUCUCGGAACAGGAACCGGUUGGUAACGAGACUGUAAAAAUGGACGUGAACGACGGACAAGAAGGAGCAACAGAGGAGGACGAGAAACCAUCGCCCGUACCCGAAGUCUGCCCAGAAACUACACCAACAGCUGUCAUCACUAAGGAGGAAAGCGAUGUGGUAAAUUAUAUGGAUUGUGACCUUACGGAAUCCGGCAAAAGUCCGGAGCAGAGAAGCUCGGCGAGCUGCAACGGCACCGGAGACGGGACGGGGGAGCCGAAACAAGAACAAAGGGAAGAGAACGUGUCCUCUCCCAGCGACUGCAUGAAGAGCAAAGCCGAUGAUUGUACAGAUAAAACCGAUCAUGGCAUAAAGAGACGAGCCAGCGUAGAAAUGUCUUCGUCCGAUGGAGAGCCUUUGAGUCGAAUGGAUUCAGAAGACAGUAUCAGCAGCACGCUGAUGGACCUGGAGAGCACGGCGUCCAGCGGCCGCUCCACGCCGGCCAUGAUGAACGGGCACGGCGGCACCGUGGCCCCCGCCACCAAGGGCGCCUCGUCUUAUCCGUGCCACUGGGACGAGUGCCACAUGCUGUACAGCACCAGCCCUGACCUGGCCGAGCACAUCCGAGGCGUGCACGUGGACGGCCAGCGCGGAGGGGUGUUUGUGUGCUUGUGGAAGGGCUGCAAGGUGUACAACACGCCCUCGACCAGCCAGAGCUGGCUACAGAGACACAUGCUGUCCCACAGUGGAGACAAGCCCUUCAAGUGUGUGGUCGGUGGUUGCAAUGCCACCUUUGCCUCCCAGGGGGGGCUAGCGCGCCACGUGCCCACCCACUUCAGCCAGCAGAACUCAUCCAAGAUGUCCAGCCACUCCAAAGUGAAGGAGGAGUCGCCCUCAAAAGCUGGAAUCAACAAGCGGCGGAAGCUGAAGAACAAGCGUCGACGCUCGCUGCUCUGUCUCCUUCCCGCAGCGCGGCCGCACGACUUCUUUGAUGCCCAGACGAUGGACGCCAUCCGGCACAGAGCCAUCUGCCUUAACCUGGCCACUCACAUCGAGAGCCAGGGCAACGGUCACAGCGUGGUCUUCCACAGCACGGUGAUCGCCAGGCGAAAAGAGGAUUCUGGGAAGGUGAAGAUUCUCCUGCACUGGACUCCUGAGGACAUCUUGCCGGACGUGUGGGUGAACGAGAGCGAUCGGCCACAGCUCAAGACCAAAGUGGUGCAUCUCUCCCAGCUGCCUCAGGACACAGCCGUGUUGCUGGACCCCAACAUCUACAGGAUGUUCUUCUAGGCCCGGAGGGAGGCCCGUGUCGUGACCUGCUGAUGUCCGCGCAGUGACGUGGACGACCGGAACAGUCGAGACAGGAGAGUUUCUUUUUUUUUUUUUUUUUUUGGUUUGGUCGUUUUGUUUUGUUUUGUUUUGAUUCCCUCCCUGUUCUGUGCUUCUUUAUUUUUUUUUUCAAUUUUGUGUCAAUCUUUUGUUUUCAUAGUUUGCCAAAGUAUGCAGUGACUUUUGACUUCUUUUUUUUUUUUAUAACUUUUUUUUUAUUUUAAGGGAUUCCUCAAAAUUAUGAAACAAACAAAAAAAAAAAAACGUAUCUGGUGCUGAAGUUUUGUCAAGAGCUUGUCUAGGAACUUCCUUUAAAAAAGUAUGUUUCCUUCAGUAGAACACAUAUGAUUGAAAAAGCGGGUUUUCCUUUUCCUACACCAUUUCCUCUGUAGAGGUUUGUAUUUGUAGAAAAACUCGUCACUGUAAAUAUUCCUGGAGAUUUGUAAUAUAUUUUUAUACCAUGAAAAGUUUUACCGUGCUGUACUUCUACUGUAGAUAGACGUGAAAUCUCACAACCUGUUUUCUCCUUUAUAUUUCUGCGUUUGAAGAAAAGCAUAAUUGUACAUAAUGUGAUAAUAAAGUAGAUUCGAUGGAUCCUGGGCUUUUCUCUCGUCCCUCAGCGCAGUCAGUCUAAAGGCAAGAUUAAGCGAUCUCCCUCACUUCAAUGUAAAGGCAAGAUUAAGCGAUCUCCCUCUCUUCAAUCCUGUAAUUUGUGAAGCACUGGUCUGUCUCAACCUUGUGGGGUUUUUGCAUCUAAUGAUUCACUUCGUCUGCUUCCUCAAUAAAACGGAUGAAGUAUCACCAUCAGGCCAAGUAUAUAUUCAACGUAUGUGUUUUGUUUUUCUGUAUGUGUACGUAUAAACGACUGUGCUGGGGAUCGGACAUGAUGGCAGUAUUACGCUCAGAUCUCUGGUGCUUUGUAUGUGGGAAGAGGCUUUGCAUAGAAAUGUCAGCCGUGAGAAUAGCUGUGUUUUAGUCUCCCGAGUCGUGAGCACUUCACUUCUUGUCUUAACAUUGCGUAAGAUGGGAUGUCAAACUCUGUCUUUGUAAUAAAAUGGAAUAUUAAUUUUAAAAUGCCA